AGAUCAUAACAGCUCAGAUCAUAACCCUCGCCCUCGUCACAGGAUGGCUGAAUCUUAUGUGCGACAUGUGGAACUGUUGGGCUUUGAGAAAAGAUUCUUUCCCAGCCAGCACUAUGUAUACAUGCUCCUGGUUAAAUGGAGUGAUCAGUCUGAAAAGCUGGUGUACAGACGCUAUCCAGAAAUCCACACAUUUCAUAAAGCAAUAAAGGAAAUGUUCCCUAUUGAGGCAGGAGACAUUGACUCAAAGGACAGAAUCAUUCCCACUUUACCAGCUCCUAAAUGGCUGGACAACCAGAAAACGACCGAGACGAGGCAGGUGACUCUUGCUGAAUACUUUCGUUCCCUUCUCAACCUACCAGAGAAGAUCUCUCGCUGUCAGCUUGUUCGGGACUUCUUCAAAAUGCGGCUUGAAGAUGAAACUCCACCAGCACCGCACCCAUACAAAAGAAACGAGACCUUCAUUAUGUCCACAAACAGAGCACGGAGCAACACCACAUCAGAGAUCACGGGGCCUAUUAUGCUGGAGAGCUACAGAGUGAUUGCAGACUACAGCAAGAGCUCAAAGUACGAGCUCACCCUAAAGAUGGGAGACAUGGUGGAUAUUGUGGAGAAAAGCCAAAAUGGCUGGUGGUUUUGUCAGUGUGAGUCCAGGAGAGGCUGGGUUCCUGCUUCAUACUUAGAGCCACUGGAUGGAGCUGAUGAAUCCGAGGAACCAGAGCCUAAUUAUGCAGGAGAGCUCUAUAAAACCAUUAAAGCCUAUAAAGCUGGCGAAGAGGAUGAGCUGACUCUCCAGGCGGGAGAGAUGAUUGAGGUCAUCCAUAAACUUCUAGAUGGGUGGUGGGUGGUCAGGAAAGGAGACGAGACAGGCUUCUUCCCAUCCAUGUUCCUGUGCAGGACGGGAGAGAAGAAAGAGGUGGAUGCUGAGAAGGAUGUGGUCAUGAGAGCAACACCACCACCAAGAAGAUCUACCAUACGCAAUCCCCAGAGCAUCCAUCCUACUGGACGCAAGCGUAUCAGCCAGGACUCCUAUCGGAGACAGAGCCGACGGUUCUUACAGCAGCGAGGAAGACUAAACUCCCAUUCCAGGAUUGUGACACGAUCUCCACUGCAGGAGAGGAAGACAGACAGAGAGAACAUCGCAAAAUCAGGCUCUCCUCAAGCAGAAGAACCGGAUAAAAGUAUCCCAGUCAUUCCUCCUCGGCCCAGUCCUCAGCUCAUCCUGGAGCGCUGCACCGAAAACACAUGCAAGAGAGUCAGCAUACAUGAGGCCGACUGAAAAGAUUCAACAGCACAUGUUAACACUCGAAAAUGUGCUAAUAAUGUUAAUAGGCAUUCAGAUACUUGUAUUUACAAAUAGUCUGUUCAUUCCUAUAGCCCAGAACCUGGUAUAAGCUAUGUUUGUGUAAUGACUUACUGUGUAUAACCCUAUUUUUAAUGUUUUUAUAAACAGUGAUAAAUAAAUAAAUUUGCAAAAAUG
Messenger RNA from Pimephales promelas (fathead minnow), 1477 nucleotides. It is a transcript of the gene ncf1, whose product is annotated as neutrophil cytosolic factor 1. Gene Ontology annotation, cellular component: NADPH oxidase complex; cytoplasm. Gene Ontology annotation, biological process: superoxide anion generation; respiratory burst. Lineage: Eukaryota; Metazoa; Chordata; Actinopteri; Cypriniformes; Leuciscidae. The record is from RefSeq and is a predicted model, not a curated record. Gene Ontology annotation, molecular function: superoxide-generating NADPH oxidase activator activity; phosphatidylinositol binding; protein binding.